Ananas comosus (pineapple) is the source of this 1221-nucleotide messenger RNA. Its product is annotated as peroxidase 1-like. Gene Ontology annotation, biological process: hydrogen peroxide catabolic process; response to oxidative stress. Gene Ontology annotation, cellular component: plant-type cell wall; plasmodesma. The coding region runs from base 26 to 1012 and encodes 328 amino acids. The transcript is spliced from 4 exons. NCBI's taxonomy places the organism in Eukaryota, Viridiplantae, Streptophyta, Magnoliopsida, Poales, Bromeliaceae. The record is from RefSeq and is a predicted model, not a curated record. Gene Ontology annotation, molecular function: peroxidase activity; heme binding.
UUACAUCUCCUCAAAGCUUCCUAAUAUGGCCUCAAAGGCUCUCUUAGCAUUGUUUCUUCCUCUUGCCCUAGUUUUUCUCUCUUGUUUAGCUGAGGCGCAGCUAAAACUUGGUUUCUACGAAGAAACAUGCCCCCAUGUCGAAGACAUCGUCCGCGAAGAGAUGACCGAAAUCCUUAAAGUAGCUCCGAGCCUCGCCGGUCCUCUACUGAGGAUGCAUUUCCACGACUGCUUUGUUAGGGGAUGCGAUGGUUCGGUUCUACUAGAUUCUACGAAGGGUAAUGUAGCUGAGAAAGACGCGCCGCCGAACAAGAGCCUUCGAGGGUUCGGGUCAAUCGAGAGGGUGAAAGCGAAAGUGGAGAAAGCUUGCCCUAACACCGUCUCUUGUGCCGAUAUUCUUGCUUUGAUUGCGAGAGAUGCAGUGUGGUUGAGUAAGGGACCAUCUUGGCCAGUGUGGUUAGGGAGAAGAGAUGGAAGAGAAUCGCAUGCCGCGGAGACGAAGCAGUUGCCACCACCCAAAGCAAGUCUUCCUCAGCUGAUCGCAAUGUUUGCGGUGAAGGGACUUGAUUUGAAGGACCUAGUUGUGCUAUCAGGCGGGCACACGCUCGGAACAUCGCAUUGCAACUCAUUCUCCGACCGCCUCUACAACUUCACUGGAAAGGACAACCUUUACGACGUCGACCCGGCGCUAGACAAACAGUACAUCACUAAGCUCAGGAAUAGGUGUAGCCUAACCGACAACACCACGCUGGUGGAGAUGGACCCGGGCAGCUACAAGACCUUUGACACGAGCUACUACAACUACGUCAAGAAGAGGAGAGGCCUCUUCCACUCCGACGCCGCUCUCCUCGCGAACGACUUCACGAAAGCCUACGUCGAGAGGCAUGCGAGCGGAUUAUAUGCCGCAGAAUUCUUCCAGGAUUACAGCGAUUCGAUAAUAAAAAUGGGGAAUGUCGAAGUUCUUACGGGAUAUGAUCAGGGUGAGAUCAGGAAGAAGUGUUACAUUGUAAACUAAAAAUGUUUAGUUUGAUCUCUUGUGUUUAUUAUAGGUUUUAUGCUUCAAAUGUGAGUCUGAGACUCGAGAGUUUGAGCUUGAUUGGUAGUAUAUGGGUAGAAGGCCAUUUUUCAUUUCCUUUGUUCAUUGAUGUAAUCAUGUUAUAAGUGAUUAAUUCAUGUAAUAAUGCAAUGUAUUGCUUCUUUGUUAAUCCUAUUAUGUUUGACCAA